AUGGUUGUCUCGAUGUUGUUCGUAUCCGUUACUAGUGUGUUGCUGCUCGGGUAUAUUGUCUUCUAUCGUCGCGAGCUCACGCGCUUUGUCGACGAGCUGCGCGGUCCCGACCACAAUGGACGCCCCAGUCUUCACCGACAAGAUCCGGUCUACGCACAAAUUUUGGCUGAUGAAGCUGCAACGCCGUUAGGAUCGUUUUCACGAGGACCAUCCAGCCGAUAUAGUAGGAAACGGGAAGUUGACGACAAGCGGAUUGAAUUGGCAGCUCUGUUCGUGCGUGAUGCUAUCCGUGGACGGUUUCUUGGAGAGGAAUACCUGGUGGAUGGAUUGAGCAGGAUGCAUUACAAGCAGCUCUUUCAUGGUCUGUGGUACAUCCGAGCCGCCAAUAUGUGCGUGUUAAUGACGCUGGCAUUUUUUGAAACUCCAUCGUGGUGCUUUUUCCUGCCAUCGUGUGGUGACCACUCUGAAGUUCUUACGUGGGGUCUGCCGAUGCUCCCUCAAAACAUUUCUAUCGCAAUCGAGCUGACGUGUCUUGCGUUUUUGGCUUUGGAGCUCUCCAUGAAGUAUAAGUACAUGGGAUCGCGGGUAUACUUCGUGGAUAAAUGGCAUGUUUUACAGAUCGUGUUCGUACUGGCGGAUUUUGUGGCAGUGGUCACAGUGCUUAUUGCACCGGAGGAUCAAGGCCUGGAAAAUUCUCAUUACGACAAGGGCGGCAGAAAUGGCCCAGCCACUAACGCAGCCAAGCCUAUUGUGCUCGCACCACUUAUUCGUCCGUUCAUCAUGAUCACCAUGAGUCACCGCCUCCGUGCGGGCUUCUCCAGCCUCUUGAGGGCUUUACCACGCUUUGCAGACGGCCUAAUAACUUUGGUCUUUCUCGUCGUACUAUACGCGGUUCUUGGCAUGGUACUCUUCGUCGGGAGUUCGGAAGCUGAGACAUAUUUCAAGUCGUUCGAAGACGCAUGUAUGAGUCUCAUCAUUCUUCUUACGACCGCCAAUUUUCCGGAUGUCAUGAUGCCCAUUUACUCACAGGCGCGGGUGUAUAGCCUCUUUUUCAUCAGCUUCUUAAUGAUCGGUCAGCUACUCGUGAUGAAUCUCGUGUUUGCCUCCAUCUAUCAGCACUAUCGACAGGAGAUCGCUGAGCGUGCAGUGGACUACUCUACCAAGAGAAAUUUGGCGCUGCAAGCUGCUUUCCAUCUACUACCGACCGAACGAGUUAUCUUUGAGGAAGAUGCGCCGGAGGAUGCAGGUCAGACCAAAACUGUCGGUCGAGUGACCUACAAUCAUCUAGUGAACAGGCUUAUGCGUCCAACGCUGUCGCUUUUCCGUGAUGAUGAGUCUUCUACUAUGGAAGAUACUUUCAUAGCUAUCGAAGACGCGAGAGACGAACCGAUCGCCUUUGAAGAAUUUGUGGUUCUCAUCAAAGCGUUCAUUGCGCGCGAGAAAGCAUCAGCCAAAGUUGUGCGUGAACUGCGGCAGCCAAGCAACUAUGUGAUCAUUCGCGCUGUUCAGCGCUUUGUAGCGCGGGGGUGGUUUGAUAGAUCGGUCGAUUUGAUCAUCUUACUAAAUCUGGUCGCAAUUCUUGUGGAAAUCGAGGCCAAGAUUCGCGGCGACGUGGCUGUGAGCCUUUCGUGGGAGCGAUGGAUGCCUGCAUUUUCAAUCGCCUAUAUCAUUGAAAUGCUGCUGAAGAUAUAUGUUUUUCGCUCGGGCAGCUACUUUACUACACCCAAGAACAUCUAUGACUGCACAGUUACGCUUGUGAUAUUUGUCGCGGAGGUGAGCGUGCACACCAACAGCUCUGAAAUUGAGUGGCAAUGGAUCCGACUCCUUCUGCUGUUCCGCUUUUUGCGCUGUCUACGACUACUCAUUGCACUUCAAGCUCUCAGCUCCAUGUUUGCCAUCGUUGUCCGAUUGAUCCCAGCUUUCAUGACUCUCUAUGGAAUGCUAGGGGUGCUCAUGUACGUAUACGCAGCAGUGGGUAUGCAGCUCUUUGGAGGGAAACUGGUCGUUGGCGAUCUACGGUUGGCCGACAUCACGUACGGCCAGGCUAACUUUUACAGCAACAACUUCAACGACUUCGCAUCAUCAAUGACGACUCUAUUUGAGCUCCUGAUCGUGAAUAAUUGGUUUGUGACAAUGGAAGGUGCAGUGGCCGUGACGACGAAGUGGAGUCGUAUUUACUUCGUGAGUUUCUAUGUUGUUGGGGUUGUCGUGGUGCUGAGCCUUGUAGUCGCGUUCGUGGUCGAAGCCUACUUCGAAGACGCAGCACGAUUGAAAUCUCGGUCCCAAUCGGGAAAGCCGGAUAUCCCGGAGGAUGCACUCGCCUCCAACCCAAAGGACACAACGUCGCAUGAGCCAGGUGGUCCAAGCGAACGAACUCAGCGGUUGCUUAGGAUCGGAUCUUCUACUAUGCGCAUGCGACCGCGAGUUGAUAGCAUCUACGUUGAGGAGUUCCUAUAA
Molecule: messenger RNA, 2457 nt
Organism: Phytophthora sojae
Lineage: Eukaryota; Oomycota; Peronosporomycetes; Peronosporales; Peronosporaceae
Exons: 3
Coding region: 1-2457 (818 amino acids)
Biological process (GO): transmembrane transport; monoatomic ion transport
Cellular component (GO): membrane
Molecular function (GO): voltage-gated calcium channel activity
Source: RefSeq, a predicted model, not a curated record